Molecule: messenger RNA, 423 nt
Organism: Angiostrongylus costaricensis
Lineage: Eukaryota; Metazoa; Nematoda; Chromadorea; Rhabditida; Metastrongylidae
Source: the annotation of a GenBank genome assembly
UUGCAGAUUCCACCACUCCACCAGAAUCCUCAGACGACUCCUGUUCCGCAAUCAGUCCAAUCUCCAUCACCUCAAUGCUUAAAUCAGUGUGGUACUGGCUGUCAACAAAGUUGCCUUCAACGAAAUCCCCAGCCUCAAGAAGGAUGUAAUAGAAGCUGUGCUAACACAUGUAACUACGUCUGUGCAUCCUCUCCUCUCUCUCAAAUGACGGCCACGGAUGUGUCAAUCUAUCCUGUACGACUUGAUCCAAGAGAGAGGUGUUCUUCUGAAUGUCAGUCAGUCUGCCAAAUAGUAUGUAGAACUCAGCUCACGGCAAGGAAGUGCUUUGAUUCAUGUGCGCCUCAAUGUGAGAGAGUUUGUGAAGAGCCUGUUGAUUUUUCGCAACAAUCUACGGUCCGACUUUGCCCUUGUACAGUUACCUGA